GUUCAUUGUAGGGGUUCCCAUGGUGCUGGAGAUCAGAAGCAACCGGUGAGACAGAGGCAGGUUGAGGUUGCCAGGGUUAGGAGUUGUACAGAAUGUGUCGUUUGCUGAAGCAGUGAAGAAAGUAGAAAAAGAGAGGUCAAGGGGUAGGGAUCCUAAGAGGCUCCCGAUUAGUACCCUGCUAACUGAGGGGCUACAGGUGGAGAGGCAACGGGAGAAAGAGGAUACUCUUUGCCGGUUUCAGGACGAAGUGUGCCGCCGCGUGGUGCAAACAAGUCCGCAUGAGGCGGCAGCUUCAGAAGUCAUGUGAAAUGGUGACAAGAGCAGAGGAGGAUCAUGAAGAAGAAGAAGAACAGGAGGAGGAAAAUAUUCCUUUGAUUGGGCAACAUGACUCCCCUCUUCAGAACKUUGAUCCUCACGAAGGUCACGGGAGCAAGGCUGUCACCUUUGACAACAAUCCGGUACAUCAAGGUUCUGAGGGCUCAGAAGAAGAGGAUAGCUCUGGAGAAGACAGAACUCCCCCCUCUCUGUUGCUGCGGAGACAGUUUUUGGGACUCCCAUCCUGACACCUGCGCAAACUGUGUCUUCUACCACAACUCUAAAGCCUAUGUCCAGGCUCUGCAGUCUGCGCCGUUGAGCUAUGAUCUGAAGGAUGGGAGCCACUCCACUUACCAGCAGGCCUCGGCUCGCCGGAUCGCCUCCAUGCACGCCCUUUAACCCAGGAAGUAAUCCAGGAAUCAAAC
Salvelinus sp. IW2-2015 is the source of this 740-nucleotide messenger RNA. Its product is annotated as coiled-coil domain-containing protein 15-like. Lineage: Eukaryota; Metazoa; Chordata; Actinopteri; Salmoniformes; Salmonidae. The record is from RefSeq and is a predicted model, not a curated record. Gene Ontology annotation, molecular function: serine-type endopeptidase inhibitor activity. Gene Ontology annotation, cellular component: extracellular region; centrosome.